This is a messenger RNA of Chanos chanos (milkfish), 1635 nucleotides long. Its product is annotated as serine/threonine-protein kinase 10-like. Gene Ontology annotation, cellular component: extracellular region. Lineage: Eukaryota; Metazoa; Chordata; Actinopteri; Gonorynchiformes; Chanidae. Bases 1 to 1635 code for a protein of 544 amino acids. The record is from RefSeq and is a predicted model, not a curated record. Gene Ontology annotation, biological process: lipid transport; lipoprotein metabolic process; protein phosphorylation. Gene Ontology annotation, molecular function: ATP binding; protein kinase activity; lipid binding. The transcript is spliced from 10 exons.
AUGGACAAGCUCAGGAACACUCCCAAGACCUCUACUAAACCUGGCCACUGCUUUUGCUACAUCCCCUACUCUGGACAAAGACUGACUGACCAUAUUGCUGAUAUUGGAGACUCUUGCUGUUGUACCACCAACAACUGCAGCCCCGCUGCCUACUCCUGUCACGAUGUGCCAAGUGCGAAGGCAAGAGAUGAAGCAGACAUUUUGGGGGUUGUCGAAACUCUUCAAGGGCUCAGCCAUCCACACAUUGUACAAUAUAAAGAUGACUUUACAGAUGAUGCAUAUGUAUAUAUUGUCUCAGAGUAUUGUAGUAGAGGAAAUCUCUCUCAGAAAAUUAAAGAACAAAGUGAGAAAGGAGAACCAUUCACAGAAGAACAGAUUCUGGAUUGGAUUUUGAAGAUCUGCAUGGCAUUGAAAUAUCUCCAUGGCCUCAAUGUUAAACAUGAAGACUUACAGCCUAAAAACAUUUUUUUCACUGAGUAUGGAACGAUUCGUCUGGGAGAAUUUGGAGAGUUACAUGAAAUGUUGGUUGAGGCAGAUCCUGUAAACAAUGGAGCACUGUCAUACAUUUCUCCUGAGAUUUUGGAUGGAAUGCCCUAUGAUGAAAAAAGUGAUAUUUGGGCUUUGGGAUGUGUCCUGUAUGAGCUCUGCAUGCUGAGAUGUGCUUUCAGAGCAGAGAGCACCGUGAAGCUCAUUCCCAAGAUAUUAAAUGGAAAUUACCCACCUCUCCUACACAACAUCUCACACAAUCUUCAGCAGCUCAUAGAGGAGACCCUCCAGACAGAUCCAGGAAGACGACCUGAUGUUCGAGACAUUUUAAGGAAGCCUUUUGUCCUUCGUUUUCUUAGAGCAAGGAGUGUGUCAACUGUUGCAGAGCUAAAUGAAAACAUCAGAAAGUUGAGAGCAUUGGCUGAUGGGCUGGAGAAAGUUCAUCAUGGAGCAACUGUUGGCAGUCUGACAGGAGGAGUGAUUGGAGCAGCUGGUGGAAUCACUUCAAUAGUGGGGUUGAUCCUUGCUCCCUUCACUCUGGGUGCAUCUCUAAUCGUUACGGGAGUAGGUGUUGGGGUGGCAGUUGCUGGUGGUGCAACUGCUGGUAUUUCCAACAUCACUAACAUGGUCAACCAGUCUACAGACCGCCAAAAUAUAAAAAACAUCAUCUUGGAAUUUCAGGAAAAGAUGAACUCUGUGGUUAUAUGUUUGCAGCACAUCACAGAAGGCAUGAAGGAUCUGAGGCAGCAAGUUGCUCUCGAAAAUGAGCAACCGUGUCCCCCUGAAGAAGAUAUGGCAAGGGCUGGGGCCAGAGUUGGUAGGGGUUUAGGUGCUGUUCCUGAGCUUGUUCGUUUGGUCCAGGUUGCAAGCAUAGGAAGGGUGGCAGCUCAGGCAGCUAGGGCAGUGCGUGUGGCUGAAUUAGUCGGGGGGGUUUUCUCUGCGUUUUUUGUGGCUGUAGAUAUUUUCUUCAUUGCUAUGGAUGCCAGAGAGAUCCACAAGAUCCGUACAUCUGCUAACCAAGAGCCAAAGUCAGAAAUUCUGAAGUUUGUUCAGAAGAUCAGAGAGACUGCAGAUGAACUCCAAAUAAGUUUAAAUGAAUUAAGGGAUAUAAUUGCAGAUAUUCCUGAACUUCCUGAUGUAAAUAUAUAA